AAAUAUGACGUCCGUGGAGUAUUACUCGGGUUUUGGUUUCGUCUGGAGCCGAUUUCCUUCAGAUUGCUGGCGCCCCGAGCUGGAAUUCCCCAAGACUCCAUUUUUCUUAGAAUCCGGGAAUCGGCUGAGGUGCCUCUUCUUCAGUCCUUUUAUCCGAAUCUGCCUCAGGCCAAGGUCAGUUUGACCUCCGGCGAAGGGGAAUCAAAUUGGCUCAGCACUGAGACCCAAACGAAAUCCUUCAGCCAUAGUGUCGUUAAGUCAGUCUAUGAGGAGAGAAAUUGCUUUGCUUCGCAGGUGUAA
This is a messenger RNA of Protopolystoma xenopodis, 300 nucleotides long. Lineage: Eukaryota; Metazoa; Platyhelminthes; Monogenea; Polystomatidea; Polystomatidae. The record is from the annotation of a GenBank genome assembly.